This is a messenger RNA of Hemiscyllium ocellatum (epaulette shark), 2095 nucleotides long. It is a transcript of the gene slc18a3a, whose product is annotated as solute carrier family 18 member 3a. Gene Ontology annotation, biological process: transmembrane transport; chemical synaptic transmission. Gene Ontology annotation, molecular function: acetylcholine transmembrane transporter activity. Gene Ontology annotation, cellular component: AP-1 adaptor complex; AP-2 adaptor complex; terminal bouton. The transcript has a single exon. The record is from RefSeq and is a predicted model, not a curated record. Lineage: Eukaryota; Metazoa; Chordata; Chondrichthyes; Orectolobiformes; Hemiscylliidae. Bases 1 to 1599 code for a protein of 532 amino acids.
AUGGCUGCAGAGAUGACCAUCGGACUGGCCAAAGCGGGGGUGGUGAAACUCUCCGAAAUGAUCGGCGAGAGGACCAAGCAGAUAAGCAAAGCGAUACAAGAACCGCGGAGGCAGCGAAGAGUCAUGCUGGUGAUCGUGUGCACUGCCCUGCUGUUGGACAACAUGCUGUACAUGGUCAUUGUCCCGAUUAUACCGAACUACCUGGAAACUCUGCGAACUUACAAGCUGGUCUAUGUCAGUUCAGCUGCCAAUGGAACCAAUGGCUCAUCUCUGAACUCCAGCCAGAGAGUUGUGCGCUACACCAAUCCCAAUGCAAACGAAGACAUCCAAAUCGGGGUGCUCUUCGCCUCCAAAGCCAUCCUGCAGCUCCUGGCCAACCCCUUGACUGGCACUUUCAUUGACCGUGUGGGCUGCGACAUCCCUCUGUUCAUAGGGCUGAUCAUCAUCUUCCUGUCCACCCUCACCUUUGCCUUCGGCGAAAGCUACGCCAUGCUGUUCGUGGCCAGGAGCAUGCAGGGCUUGGGAUCGGCCUUCGCGGACACCUCGGGCAUCGCGAUGAUCGCCGACAGGUACACGGAGGAGUCCGAGAGAAGCACCGCCCUGGGCAUCGCCCUGGCGUUCAUCUCCUUCGGCAGCUUGGCGGCGCCCCCUUUCGGAGGGGUCCUGUACGACUUCGCGGGCAAGCGGGUGCCCUUCCUGGUGCUGUCGUUCGUCUCGCUGCUGGACGGGAUCCUGCUGCUGACCGUGGUGUCCCCCCUGGGCGGCAGGACCCGCGAGAACAUGCCGCAGGGCAGCCCCAUCUACAAGCUCAUGAUCGACCCAUACAUCGCGGUGGUGGCCGGCGCUCUGACCACCUGCAACAUCCCCCUGGCGUUCCUGGAACCCACCAUCUCCAACUGGAUGAAGCAGACCAUGAACGCGAGUGAGUGGCAAAUUGGGCUAACGUGGCUGCCCGCGUUUUUCCCGCACAUCCUGGGGGUAUAUGUGACGGUCAGACUGGCUGCCAAGUAUCCCAACUACCAGUGGUUCUACGGAGCCAUUGGCUUGGUUAUAAUCGGUGCUAGCUCCUGUACAGUCCCAGCUUGCAGGAACUUUGAAGAACUCAUUAUCCCGCUGUGUUCCCUGUGUUUUGGGAUAGCGCUGGUGGACACUGCCCUGUUGCCGACCCUUGCCUUCUUGGUCGAUGUUCGCCAUGUGUCGGUGUAUGGCAGUGUCUAUGCCAUCGCUGACAUCUCCUACUCGGUGGCUUAUGCCCUGGGACCUAUUGUGGCCGGCCAGAUUGUUCACACUCUGGGCUUUGUGCAGCUCAACCUGGGCAUGGGCUGUGUCAACGUCUUGUACGCCCCCGCCCUGUUGCUGCUCAGAAACGUGUGCCAAAUGAAACCCUCGCUCUCCGAGAGGAAUAUCCUCCUGGAGGAGGGACCCAAAGGGCUCUACGACACCAUCAAAAUGGAAGAACGUAGCACCGGGAAGAAAAGGUACGGCAGUUCGGCCGGGAACUACUCCACUGCCGGGGGCCUAGAUAACACCGGGUUCGAGAUCUCCAGGAGGAACCAGGUUCUGUCUGAAGAUGACUCAUCGGGCAGUGAUUACAGCUAACUCCGGCACUCUUCCACAGUCACAUCUUCCAAGGACAAUAACACUAACGAGAUGUAACAUCCCAUUGCCCGUCUGUGAUGUACUUGGUGUCUAAUAUAAGCAUUACCCAUUGCUCGUGAAUUAAUUUUGUAUAGUUUAUGUAAUCGCUUUUUCCACUUGUUUUAAGCGGAUGGAGAAUGGGAUAAAGUUGGAGAGAUUAUAAGCUGCAUUCUGUCAGAACCCAACAUCCAUUUAUCACCAUCCUACUUAACUGAUGUCCAGUGCCCCAUUGCUGUAUUGUAUCGCUGUGUGCCAGUUUUAGUUUGUAAAUUUUCGUGAGGAGUAAAUCGUUGUAUGUAUUUAAACAAAAUUCAUGGAUACAUUCAGGGAUCUGACAGGAAGUGAAUAAUUGUAUAUAUUGUAUGUUCCUUGAAUUGUUCUCCCCAACCCUUUGAAUCGAAGCAGAGGCGAUUGUGUAAUUUUCUGGGAGAAUUAAUCUCUGUAUGGGACUAUUCCG